AUUUUCCUCCUUCUUUAUAAAGUACCGGUAAACGGUACUUUCCCAAUUGAACGAAAAUUCCCAAAUUCCCAAAACGGUACUUUCCCAAUCGAACGAAAAUUCCCAAAUUCCCAAUCGGCAUCUGGAAAAAUCCCAAUCGGCGUCCGAAUUUUUUCUCAAAACGAUCGAAAGAUUUGUAACAAAACCCAACUUUCGGCGAGCGAACAAAGAAAAUCGUAUAGUUGUGUGUAACCACGCGCUCGAUUAAUUUCGGGUUUUAUUAUUCAGCGCGUUCAAUCAAUAGAGUCGUUACUGUUUCCGGUUCUGUUGUCAAGCCAGCGUUCUGUUUUACGUGGGUUUGUUAACUUAGUUGAAAUGAGUCAUAACAGUAAAUACUAUGCCAAAAAAAUAAAAAAGAGUCAUCAGGGAUCCAUUCCACUGACGCAGUUUGGGUUCAAAAUAUCAAAUCAAGCCUCCGAGGCCUGUGUAUAUGAUAAUGAGGCCGUGUCAAAUCAGGCCCCCGAGGCAGUGUCUUACCAGGCCGUUGGCGUUGAGACCGAAUUACACCAGACCCCUGAAAUAAAUCAAUCUAGUGACGCCGAUUUCAAACAGGCCCCUGAGGCUUCUGAAUCAACUCAAAGUGGUAUUGAUGAUGGUCAAGUUGAAGAUCCAUCCCAGUCUAGCCAUGAAAUAUUUUCAUCUGAAAUGUUGAUUGCCACAAAAAUUGAAAAUGAUCCUUCCACUCUUGUCCCACCCCCAAAAAAGCAAGUUAAAAUCAAUGCAAAAUAUGAAUGGAACUAUGAUUGGCUAUAUUUUAGCAGCAGCAAAAAUGGCUUUUUGUGCAAGUAUUGUGAAAUUUUUGGACCAAAACAGGUAGCCCGUGGUGUACCAUCGCCUUUUUUAACAGGCACUGUCCUUGGGGAUCAUCCAGUUCGGAAACUAACUGCUCAUGAGGAAACUCAAUUGCAUAAGGACAGCCUGAGCAGAUAAGUUAAGGCCAAAGAAGGUGUAGAGACAGAAACUAUUCCAAAACUUUUACAGAGGCAAAAGGGUGAAAACAGUUCAGAAACAGAGAUUAAAAUAAACAGACAAUACAUAACAUGUUUGAUUAACACUGCAAACCUUGUUGUGCGCAAACACUGGGCGCUGGAUAGCAUUCCUGAUCUCGUAGAGCAUAUGGCCAAAGCAAACUGUGAUGAUAUAACUGCUUAUAAGCAAUUAAGCUCUCCCAUGUAUACCUCGCCAAAAUCCAUCACACAAAUAGUUUCUGCACUCAGCUCUUACUUUGAAAAACAACAACUUGAUAAAAUUAGGACAAGCGACUACGUUGCUUUGCUUGCUGACGAGUCUACAGACGAAGCUGGUCGCAGUCAAUUGGCGAUUCUCAUUCGCUACCUUGACUGCGGGAAUGUGGAAGACCACUUUGUUGGACUUGUUAACGUCAAACGGAGAGAUGCCAAAACACUCACUCAGGCAUUAGUGAAUUUUUUGGAGUCAAAGGAUAUCAACAUCAACAAAGUGAUGUUCCUAGGGUUUGACGGUUGCAAUACCAUGAGUGGAGAGCAGAAUGGUGUGCAGAGACGUUUCAGGAAUAUGGUUCCUCAUUCCCAGUACAUCAACUGCAGAAACCAUAAACUAGCUCUCUGCGUGAAACACCUGAUGAAACACUUUGAAGUUCUCGUGGAGGUGGAUUAUGUCCUGCUGUCAGUCUACAAGUUGUUCGAGUAUUCACCCCAGAAAUUUGCUGUGUUCAAGGAUGUCCAGUCUUCAUAUGAUGUCAAAGAGCUGGUGAUGGUCAGAGCAGCAGCUACUAGAUGGUUGUCUCAUGGCGUGGCCUGUAGGAGGUUCAUAGAUCGAUUUGUCCAGAUCCUUGAUACACUUGAUGAGCUUCUGGAAAGAAAAGGAGAUUCUGAGAUUGUUGCCAUUCGAGACAAGAUCACGAGCAAAAACACUGUGGCAGCUAUUCCGGUCAUGUGCGAUAUGCUCCAGCCAGUGAACAUCUUCUGCAAGUUUCUACAGGGUUCUGCAAUUGAUUUCUCAGAUGUGACAAGAAAAUUAAAGGAGUUGACAGACAACCUGGAAAUCUUAACCCAGAGAUUCAGGGCAUGCCUACAACCUCCAGGAGUGGAAGAUGACCUAUAUCUGUCGCGCAUGAGCACCCUCUUUGCAGAAAUUGAUCAACGAACAGUUUAUUCAAGAAGACUAAGAGACAAGGACAGUUACACCCCUACUCAGGUAGUGGAGGAGCUUGCCAUCCCUAUGGUCAACAAACUCCUAGAAGAACUAGAUAGCGGUUUCAACUUCGUGUCGCCAGAGCUUAAAGCCUUCUCAGUCUUCACAUUGACAAAUCUGCCUGAAACCAUUGUGGAACUGCGAGAAUCAGAUUAUGGAAAGGCGAAAAUUGAGACCUUGACCUCACACUAUGGGCUUCGAAAAGAAGACACAUACAAAGGUCAAACAUCGCAGAGCCCACCAUUGUUCGACAAGGCUACUGCCCUUGCAGAGUUUGACAUCUUUAAAUAUGUUAUGUUCAUGCAUAGAAACAGCAAUCCACCUGUGGACUUGCUGCAGAAGAUGCUGGGGGAUGAACAUCUUAGGACAACCUACCCCUGCAUGUAUCAGCUGUUGCUGCUGUCAAGACUUGUGCCCUCCAGCACUGCCUCUGUGGAAACAAUCUCUGCACAACAAAUCGAAACCGUCUUUCUCAGGAAACAUUGACGGCGCUAAUAAUGCUGUGCAGGGAGGGCAGCGAGCAACUUAGUGAUGUGCAAACAUCACAGAUUGUAGAACUUUUUAAACAAAUGAAAGAGAGGGACAUUUCUUUAUAAGAGAUAUAAGAGAUUAAAACAACUAAUAAUUGA
Messenger RNA from Dreissena polymorpha, 2840 nucleotides. RefSeq lists its product as uncharacterized. The record is from RefSeq and is a predicted model, not a curated record. The transcript is spliced from 8 exons. Bases 1156 to 2697 code for a protein of 513 amino acids. Lineage: Eukaryota; Metazoa; Mollusca; Bivalvia; Myida; Dreissenidae.